GCUUUGCCACAAUGUCCCAGCCUGGCCCGAAGCCUGCCGCCUCUCCCAGGCCCCGGCGCGGCGCAGCAGCCCGCCACACCCAGGAGCAUGUUAAUGAAAAGAAUACUGGAUCAUCUUCCAAAUCAGGAGAAAAGAAAGGAUCAGAUGAGGUGCCAGCUUCAUCUGCUGCAGCCAGCAAGUUUCCCAGUAUGAGUACCACAGAAGCUAAGGCUGUGAAAACAGAGUCUGAGAAGUCACAGUCAAGUAAGCCAUCUGUGGUUCAUGAGAAAAAGUCCCAAGAAAGAAAGGCAAAGGAAGGCUCAGAGCCCCAAAACCUUCCCAAGCAUGCAUCAGAUACAGGAAGUAAGCGUGCUCCUAAAGAAAAAGCAGUUUCCAGAUCAAAUGAGAAGACGGUGUCAGAAAAAUCAGCAGAACCAAAGACAAAAUCACAAGAUGCUCCUGCUGCUGGAGGGGGUGUGGUUGCUGGUGUGACAGUGGCUGCAGCAUCAGACAAGGUGGAUGACAAGUCAGGCAUAGAUGUUGCUUUAGAUGACCUGAUAGACACUUUAGGGGAACCUGAAGAAACUAACAAAGAUGAUCCACGAUACACUGGACCAGUAGUUUUGGACCCAAUGGAUUCUACCUACAUUGUGGCACUAGGUAUAAAAGAAGGGACUAUUCCUCCAGAGUACAGGGAACUUCUGGCUAAAAAGGAAGGGAUCACAGGGCCUCCUUCAGAUUCUAAACCCAUGGGACCUGAUGAUGCUAUAGACGCCUUGUCGUCUGACUUCACCUGUAGUUCUCUGCCUGGAAAGCAAACUAAGAAAGAGAAAUCAACAGGGGACGUUUUCAAAGCUCAGGCUGCUGGAGUGACCAGAAGUUCUGUUCCUCCCCAGGAGAAAAAAAGGAAGGUGGAAGAGGAUGUCAUGAGUGAUCAAGCCCUGCAGGCUCUGUCAGAUUCACUGGGCACCCGGCAGCCAGACCCUGAGAGCCACCUUAGCCAAGCCGCACAAGUCAAAGAGGCAAAAGCAAAAGAAGAAAGGCAGGAGAAGUGUGGUGAAGACGACGACACAGUCCCGGCUGAGUACAGGUUAAAGCCGGCUGUGGAUAAAGAUGGAAAACCACUAUUGCCAAAACCUGAAGAAAAGUCUAAGCACCUGAGUGAAGCAGAGCUGAUUGGGAAACUUUCAGAAGAUUUUGGCCGAUCUACAUGUCAAGACAAACCAUCUAUACCAGCUGAGAAAAUAGAAAAGUUGAAGGACACAUCCCCAACUCCUGUGGCCGAGGCUGUGCCUCAGGCCUCCAUGUGCAGUAUACAGUCAGCACCACCCAAACCAGCAUCUUCGAAGAGCAUGGCUCCAGAUGAUGCUGUCGAAACCUUGGCUGGAAGCCUGGGGAAAAAAGAAGCAAAUCCAGAAGAUGAAAAACCUGUAGUGGAUAAAGUCAAAGAGAAGACUAAAGAAAAAGACUAUGAAAAACUUGGUGAAAAAGAAGAAACAAUUCCUCCUGAUUAUAAACUAGAAGAGGUCAAGGAUAAGGAUGGAAAGCCACUCCUGCCAAAAGAGCCCAAGGAACAACUUCCACCCUUGAGUGAUGACUUCCUUCUUGAUGCCUUGUCUCAGGACUUCUGCAAUACCACAAACAUAUCGUCUCUUGAAUUUGAAGAUGCCAAACUUUCUGCUGCCAUCUCUGAAGUAGUUUCGCAGACACCUGUGCCUAGCACCCACGCAGCUCCUAGCACCCACGCAGCAGCCCCUCCACCUGAUACUGAGCACAGAGACAAAGAACUCAGUGAUGCCUUGGAUGAACUCUCUGACCGUCUUGGGGAAAGACAGCCUGACCCAGAUGAGAACAAACCAGUAGAUGAUAAAGUAAAGGAAAAAAUUAAAGCAGAACAUCGUGAGAAACUUGGAGAAAGAGAUGACACUAUCCCACCUGAGUAUAGGCAUCUCCUGGACAAUGAUGGGCAGGGCAAACCAGAGAAGCCACCUACAAAGAAAUCAAAGGACCCCAUUGAUGCCCUCUCAGAAGAUUUGAAUAGCUGCCCCUCAACUACAGAGACCUCACAGAAUACAGCAAAGGAGAAGAGCAAGAAGAUGGGAUCAAGUUCCAAAGCACCCAAGAAUGGAGUGAAAACAAAGGAUUCCUCCAAGAAGACAGAAGUGUCCAAUCCAAAGGCUGACGAAAAGGAAAGCUAAACAUUUGGGUAUCUGAAUAGAAAUUCUUCAGCUGGUGGGUGGUGACUUUUGAAGAACAACGGCUUUGGUGACAACUUUUCUGGGUAGCUUCUAGACA
Peromyscus leucopus (white-footed mouse) is the source of this 2274-nucleotide messenger RNA. RefSeq names its product calpastatin-like. The coding region runs from base 12 to 2177 and encodes 721 amino acids. Gene Ontology annotation, molecular function: calcium-dependent cysteine-type endopeptidase inhibitor activity. The transcript has a single exon. The record is from RefSeq and is a predicted model, not a curated record. NCBI's taxonomy places the organism in Eukaryota, Metazoa, Chordata, Mammalia, Rodentia, Cricetidae. Gene Ontology annotation, cellular component: cytoplasm.